AUGCCCGGCACCGUGCGAAUCACAGUGUUGGAGGUCGUCGAUCUUCCAGGACCAUUAGGGAGGAAAUAUGCAAUUCAAGUCUCCGUCGGCGCACGAUCAUUUUCCACGGAUGAGCAAGCGUCGACGCCCUCAGGAUCAGGAACGUCAUCUAUCAAGGCGUUCAACUCGGAUUUUGCUUUGUACGACUUUCUGACACUUCCAGACUCUUACCUCUUCCUGAUCGCAUAUAUCUUCAACUUCAACAGUCUGUUGAUUGUCGCCCUUUCCGCGUCUCUGAGAGCCCACGCUGUUCCUAAAGCCAUUGCGGUGCUCAACCUAACCGAUCCUGUGGUCUUCACACUCCUUGACGCACGUGGUGUAGCUGUUUGCAAGACCUCUCUGUCUGUGCCUUCCGUGGUGGAAAAAGGCUUUCGUGAUGACAUGCUUCCAUGGAGCAACGGAGGCCAAGUCCAUGUCAAGUCCAACUUCAUGCUCAGUGAUGAGGAACGAGCCAAGAUUGCGGCUAUGCGUGCCAGAUCGAUGAGCAAGCGCAAGGAUGGCAGCAGCAGUGGCACUGUGACUCCCAUUGCCAGUGGCACCGUGACACCCCGCACUGUCAGUGCCGUGCUCGCCUCUCCCGUUGCGUCCACUGCUCCAGCAGCCUCCGAGGCUUCAACAGCGACUGAAACAGCAGCAGCGAGCACCACAGAGAAGGAAAGCGGGGCUGUGACAGCAGCGCUUGCAGGGAGUGCAGCUGCUGGGGCUCCUGUGGAUAUGGCCAACGUGAUGCUGGUGUUUGAUGGUAGCGAUGACGAGUCUGGCUAUACUGAGUCGUCGCUAGAAGAGUCUGUCAGUGCGCAGGUUGCUGCUGCUUCAGUUUCUCAAGCUGCUCAAGCGGUGCAGGUUCAGGAUCCUGACUCGAUUGCACCAGCAACAGUGGAGGUGGUGAAAGAGGUGCAGAAGGAGGUUCAGGCCACAUCAGCACAGCAAACAGCGUCAACGACCACGACCAAGACUGACAUCACCAUCAUCAAGACCGCCACGCAGGUGGCCAGCGAAGCCACAACCAUGACAUCAGUAAAGGCCGCCUCAGUCACUACCUCAAACAAGGCCGCCACCUCAGCAGCAGCCGCAUCUGCAGGGGCCUCCGUGCAGGCCGCUAUGAGCAGCACAACAGGCAGGGCGAGCGAGCAGUCUAGUGUGCGAGGAGGUGGUGGGGUUGCAGCUGACCUCAAUGGCCGUGUUGGCAGCAGCAGCCGACAGCCAGCGGUGGCAGACAGUGAAGCCGCAGAGAGCAGUUCGGAGAGCGGGGAUGAGGUGGAGAGCAUGGAAGGGUCGUCAGUAUCAGGGACGACAGACAGGCAGGUGGUUAGGAGGAGCAAGAGGCGAAAUCGCAACGGAGGACUGUUGAGCCAGGUGCUGCGGGUUGGCGAUGGGCUCACGCCAGUGAUGAAGCAAGUGCUGGGGACGGGGGCGUUCAUGCUGGCUAUGGUUGCGCUCUGGCCGCGCCCACAGAAGCAGAGCCGAGUCAAGCUGGACUCUAUUCUCCCGCGUGAAGUAUACUGCAAUCCCUCCUCAAAGUUCUUCGAGCUCAACCCAGAGGUUUGCGACAUCAACAGAAUCUACUCCGGCCAGCGCCUCGUCCUCCCGUAA
Closterium sp. Yama58-4 is the source of this 1632-nucleotide messenger RNA. Lineage: Eukaryota; Viridiplantae; Streptophyta; Zygnematophyceae; Desmidiales; Closteriaceae. The record is from the annotation of a GenBank genome assembly.